AGACAAUCACAACCUACAUAGGUACAUAGAUACAUCAUAAAAUAAAUUAACACACUCUCCUAGUUUCCUCACAUCUUUGCUAAAAUGGCACAAAAUGGAUUCAGACUAUCCAUCCCUAACCCUCCAGCAGCCUCUGGAUACACGUUAUCCUGGACAAAUCUGUCCUAUUCCGUAAAUAAUGUGAAAAUCUUAAAAAAUCUGAACGGCAUCCUGUCCCCGGGAUCCGUUACGGCCGUAAUUGGGGCGUCUGGUUCGGGAAAAUCGUCAUUUCUGGACGUUCUCGCGGGUCGCAUUUCACCCACCUUGACCUCCGGCCAGGUCACUAUUAAUGGCGGCACGGAAAUUAAAAUGAAACAAGCUUCCCGCUAUUGUGAGCAAGAUGACGCCUUACUCACGUCCCUCACUGUGUAUGAAAGUUUGAUGUAUUCGGCACACUUUAAUCUCCCGAGUGAUACGACGUUAUCAAAAAAGAAAGAAAUUGUGGACGAUUUGCUGCAAGAAUUUGGAUUGGAGUCGGUCAAAAGGACGGUGAUUGGAGGCCCUUUGAGGAAAGGAUGCUCCGGGGGACAGAUUCGUCGGGUCUCGGUCGCCUCACAAGUUAUCGGGUUGAGAAAUGGGAUUUUGUAUUUAGAUGAGCCAUCGUCCGGGCUUGACUCUGUCGCUGCCAACGCCAUGAUUACCUGUCUCGUCACGCUCGCCCAAAAGCAGAACGCCACCGUGAUCGUCACCAUCCAUCAGCCAAGCUCCGAGACGUUCGACCUAUUCACCCACUGCCUCACUUUAGGCAAUGGCUCCACCGUCUAUCUCGGCCCACGAGAUGGCGCCAUCACUUACUUUGAUCGUAUCGGAUAUCCCAUCCCGCUUCGCUGCAACCCGUGCGAUUUCUACCUCAAAUUAACCAGCACGGAUUUCGACGCUAACAAAGACGAAGGUCGCGCCAGGCUGGAAUCAUUAAUCACCAAAUUUUCCCAAUCUCCCGAACACGUGGCAAUUAACGACGACAUAAAAAACAAUCCAAUUUCCACCUCGCAAAAAUCUGCUUCCCUCCAAACCAACGGUUUCCUCCAGACUACAAAAUACCUCGUGUCCCGCACUUUUCUUAACGCGACGAAAAACCCGCUCGCUUACUGGAUCCGGGUCGCGAUGUAUGUCGCCCUCGCCGUCCUCAUGGGAACCACGUGGAUCGACAUGGGUCUAAACCAAUCCGCCGCGCAGGAUCGCAUGGCGGGUCUCUUCUUUGCCGUGGCUUUCCUCUCCUUCAUGUCCGUCGCGGGGAUACCCGCCUUUUUAGAAGAGCGGGUAGUCUUCAUUCGCGAAAAUGCGAAUAAUCUGUACACAGUGGAAUCGUACCUUUUGUCCAAUCUUUUAGUCUCGAUUCCCUUCAUUUUCAUUAUUACGAUCGCAUUCUCAUCAAUUUCCUACUUUUUAAUGGGGCUGCAACCCAGCGGGGAGAAAUUUUGCAUUUUUGUCGCCUUCCUCUUUUUCGCGUUGAUGAUCGCUGAAGCUCAAACGGUCAUGAUUUCCGUCGCGGUGCACAUUUUUGUCGCCGCGUUGGCCAUCACGGCCUUCACGAAUGGGUUGUGGAUGAUUGUGCAGGGGUUUUUCGUUCAAAAAAAGAAUAUUCCGGCCUUUUGGAAAAAUUCCUUUCAUCAAGUGGAUUUUCAGAAGUAUGCGUAUGAGCUCCUCAUUACGAAUGAGAUGAGUGGGUUGACCUUCAAUUGUGAGGAUGAUGGGUGCGCAUGCGUUAUUCCGUCGGUGGCGGGGGAUUCGAACUGUACUUUUACGGGGGAGGAUGUCCUGCAUUAUUUUGAGUCGGGAGAUGUUUCGUACACGGAUUGGUUGCUGAUUAUGGCGGGGAUUUUCAUUUUCUUCAAGGCAAUGACGUAUAUCCUGUUAAAGAUUCAGACUAGAAAGAAUGCGUACUAAACAAGUGUUUUACAAGAGUUAACAUAGUGUGAAAAGUAAGUUUAUAUUGUUAAUUAAAUGCUAAUUUAAUUAACGUAAAAGUGUUAAUUUUAACGGGAAUUUACAUUUUCUUCGAGUUAAUGACUUGUGCAUAUUCUGCUUAAAAUAAAGAUUAGGAAGAUUUCAUGCUAAACUAGUUAUUAUCGAGCUUAUUGGAAGUUCAAGGACAAUUAAUUACUGUUGAUGAACUACCUAAAUAAUAAUAUAAUUGAUUCUGCAAAAUUUUUUCCUUGUUAAAUUUACAUAUGUAAAUCUCUGUCUGACGUAUAUUCAAAAAAAUGUUAUUCAGGAGGACAGGAAAAUCCUCAUAAAUCUUAAUGACUUCCUACCCAAUUAAUUUGGCGAUGCUAUCACAGAUUAAAAUCACAUCUUUGGAGACAUCGAAUGAGGAAAUUUCCUCAUUGGUACAACAUAAUCCUUAUUUGACGUGUUUAAGACAUGUCUCCUUAGCGACAUAUUUGUCAAACUUUGAAACUUCUUAAAUACGUCAACGAAACAUGACGUAGAUAAUUUGCUAAGCCAAUUCUUAGUACAAUUUUGUGUGAACUUUUGUUUACUUGUUAAUGUUGCUAAAUAGAAAUUACAAUCUUCUUAAUUAUAUACAUAAUGCAUAAAUUUAUGUAGAAAUUCUUAAUUAAACUUACAAACGUACGACGCUGGCCGUUUAGCUUUUUCCAAAUAAAUGCGUAUUCGGCGAAUAACAUGUACAUAAAUCAAUUCCUUGUUAUUCUCAUAUCUCUGUGAAUGUGCAAUUUAUACUCCAAUGAAUAAAACUCACAUAAAAAAUGAAA
Molecule: messenger RNA, 2756 nt
Organism: Folsomia candida
Lineage: Eukaryota; Metazoa; Arthropoda; Collembola; Entomobryomorpha; Isotomidae
Product: ABC transporter G family member 11
Exons: 2
Coding region: 85-1926 (613 amino acids)
Cellular component (GO): membrane
Molecular function (GO): ATP binding; ATP hydrolysis activity; ABC-type transporter activity
Source: RefSeq, a predicted model, not a curated record